AUGGAAAUGGACAGCCAUUUUUUUCAUCAAGUCCUUUGUCUUCCAUCAGCUUUUGCAACACAAUUGAUCACACCAGAUUUGUCAGGUGCUACGGCCACCAAAACAAAAACUCAAGUGACCAACAACUCAGGUGUGACACCCUUUGGACUGUGCGGUGCCUGGGUGAAAGAGCCUGACGGGGGCUAUUUCACCUCACCCAACUACCCACAGAAAUACCCACCCGAGAGGGAAUGCAUCUACAUUAUAGAAGCAUCCCCCCGCCAGUGCAUCGACUUGUUUUUCGAUGAAAAGUAUUCCAUUGAGCCAUCUUGGGAGUGCAAGUUUGAUCACAUCGAGGUCCGCGAUGGGCCCUUUGGCUUUUCACCCAUUAUAGGACGCUACUGUGGGCAAGAAAGUCCCAUGUAUGUUCGCUCGACUGGGAGGUAUCUGUACAUCAAAUUUGUAGCUGAUGGAGAGCUGGAGGCUAUUGGUUUCUCAGCCCGAUACAACUUCACACAAGAUCCUGAGUUUAAAGAUUUGGGGGAAUUGCCAGCAUUGCCACUUUGCGAGUUUGAGCUGAAUGGGCCAGAAGGCUUUGUGGAAUCAAUUCAGAUAACCAGGGAGAAACAGGCCCUACUGACGGAGGCUGUGGACUGCAGGUGGUUUGUCCGGGCCCCGCCAAAAGCUAAGAUCUACAUGCGCUUUCUGGAGUAUGAGAUGCACAACUCCAAUGAGUGCAAGCGUAACUUUGUCGCCAUUUAUGAUGGCAACAGUUCAGUUGAGCACUUGAAGAAUAAAUUCUGCUCCACGGUUGCCAAUGACGUCAUGCUUACAUCCUCUUUGGGUGUGGUAAGACUGUGGGCAGAUGAGGGAAGCAGGAAAAGCAGAUUCAAGAUCCUGUUUACAACUUUCCUUGACCCUCCAUGUGAAGGAGACACUUUCUUUUGCCAUAGCAACAUGUGCAUCAACCACACGCUAGUCUGCAACGGCAUCCAGAACUGUGUCUAUCCAUGGGAUGAGAAUCACUGUAAAGAGAAACGGAAACCAAGUAUUUUGGAUUCUCUGGAUAAUACUAACAUCACUAUUAUUGCUGUGACCUGUGGCCUGGUUGUCAUCCUGCUCAUCAUCUCUGUCAUCAUCCAGGUCAAACAGCCUCGUAAGAAGUACAUUAUCCGCAGAGAUGACUUCGAUCCCGCCCUCCUCCAUCCAGGGCUUGAGCCGCCACACUAUGAGCUCUGCACUUUACGACAUGUCCCUUCAGGUGACCUAACUGAUGCCGCAUUGUGUGAGGAGUUCGACAAGUCCCACAAGCUGCAUCGAUCCUCCUCCAAAUGCAUUCGUGACCACCACUGUGGAUCACAACAGGGAAGUAUGCAUGGCAGUGUCCAAGGUAGCCGCAGCAACCUGAGUAUGAGAGAGGCCACUAUUGACCCUGAUUGUGGGGCACUUGUGCCACAGCUACCUGGAGGGAUAGUAAGCCAGCAGUCACCACGGCUCUCUCACCACAUGACCCCAGCUGGUCACAGGAACAUCUUAGUGAUGAAGCACAGUUAUUCUCAAGAUGGAGGUAAUGGGUACAGAGAGGAUGAUGAUGAUGAUUUGAUGAUUGAUGAUGGUCCAACUACAAGUAGACACCACAUUCACCACCAUCAGAUCCAUCACGGCAUUCCAGGGUUUGACCACACCGUCCACCGCACAUUGUCUAAUGACUUCUAA
Messenger RNA from Nerophis lumbriciformis (worm pipefish), 1695 nucleotides. Lineage: Eukaryota; Metazoa; Chordata; Actinopteri; Syngnathiformes; Syngnathidae. The record is from RefSeq and is a predicted model, not a curated record.